Caenorhabditis elegans is the source of this 1725-nucleotide messenger RNA. Lineage: Eukaryota; Metazoa; Nematoda; Chromadorea; Rhabditida; Rhabditidae. The record is from the annotation of a RefSeq genome assembly.
AUGGAAAACGAUUCGCUGAGAGGAUCCGCAGCUGGCAGCAGCGAGGAACCCAAUCAGAAUGGGAAGCGAGAAGAUGAUCAAGUAGAAGGAAGAAAUGAUGAGGAUGAUGUACUAGAAGAUGUCGACAAUGACGAAGAGCAAGAAGAAGAAGAGCUGGAGGAGUCGAGUCAGGAAAUGGGAGACGAUUACAAUGCGGGACGACAGGGAGAUAGCGAUCAUGAUUCGUUAGAGGACAAGGAUUAUGAUGAGGAGGAAGACGAAGAAGACGAAGAUGAAGUAGAGCAAGAGUGUGCACAAGUCGUCGAUUCUACGGCUCAGAAUCCACAACACGCCUGGCCAGAUCAAGAGAAUCAAGAUAAUAUAGCUGCUGGAGGGGAAGAUUUUGAUGCCGAGCAAGCAGGAAUGGAAUAUGAAGCGAUAGUUGCAAGAAGAGCAGAAAUUGUUGAGAAUGCAAGAAUUGAGAAUGACCACCGGGAAAAGCUCCGACUUUGUCUAUGAUUAUACGAUGAUCGGUAUAAGACACGAUUGGAUACAAUUCGAAUGGCUUUAAUAGGAAGACAAACAACUAUUCAGAUGAUUGAUCUGGAACCAGAGUUGCCUACACAAAAAGAUUAUCAAUCUGACAUUCUCAGGGAGCUGACACAAAUUCGCAAUGAAAAUCUGGAAUAUAACAGGCUGGAAGUUUAUGUACUAGAACUGGAGCAAAUUAUGAGAAUUCGAAUGAUUGUCGAUUUGCUGGAUUUGGGUGGAAGGUUGAACAGUGAAACAUUGCUUCAAAUGUGCUAUAGACUUGUCAAUCAAGAAACUGACUUGGAAAAUCUGCGAAACUUUCGAGACAGUCAGUUUGCACAAGAAGAACAACGUCGUGAUCGACUCAGAGAAAUUGGACAGAGGAUUUUCAAUCGAUUUGAGCAGCAGCAAGAAGAGGCUGCGGGGAAUCGAGAAGGUUCUGAAGCUGGAGAGAGACCUUCCAAAGAAAAUAUCGAGUUUCGGAUUUGGCGAUUUUUGUCCGUACUUCAGCAUCAAGAUGGGCUUGAAAGACUUGACGAGCUUGAAAGAGAAAUAGCUGUCAGAAGAGAAAUGAAUGCGGCUGAUCAGUUUCAAGAAGGACAAGAUUUUUUCGCUAGAAUCAACCCAGAUAUUGUCGCGGAAGGUAUCCCACAUCACAACAAUAGAGAUAAUAUACCGAUUGAACGACAAUACAGAACAGAGUUCAUUCAAUUAGCGAAUGAUUUACAAAGUCCGCCAGAUGAUGUGAGGCUUGAUGUGUUCCGGCGCCUGAUUGACCUGGGUGUACAGUUCCAAGAAUCGAGAUUGGAGCAAGACCGUCAGAGAAUCCAGGAAGAACCACAACGGCAGAGAGAAGGUGAAAUCAUGGAUCAGCUCAAUGAUUCGGUUAAAGGAGAUAUGCGCAGAUUAAAUCCGAUGGCUCCUGGAAAUGCCUCGGGGAACAUUCAACAAGAAGGAGCUGGUAUUGAAACUGAUGUGGAUGUUGACGAUGAGCUGGAGGAUGAGUAUAGUGGAAGUGACAGUUCACAAGAUGUUGAGGAGGUGCCAGAAGAAAGUUCAGAAAGAUACGUAGCUGACACUGGGAGUGCUACAAAUCAGCCUUCAAGUAGCACUUCAGAGCCAAAUGCUGGAAAUGAAGAAGUCGAAGAUCCAUCACAAAGAACACGAAAACGAGGCAAUGGAAGUGAGUUGUCGGAUGCUAAGAGAACCAAUUAA